UUGUGUCAUAGAAUGAACCAUAACACUGAUGCUGGUUCAGAGUGAUAUUAUAUAAUAUUUAUGUGUUAGUUUACGUGUCUUCAUUCCGUGUAUACGGUUUAAUAAUUUGUAUUUAUCAGCAUUAUCUUGUUAAACCCAACAGUAUGAUCUCGUUGUUGAUUUUACCGAGAUGUUGUACUAUCAAUGUCAAAAGUAAGGGAAGAAUAUUGACAGGCAAAGGUUUAUCAAGGUUACAUUAUGUCCAUAGGAAGAUUUCAUCGAGGUUUGUCUGUGUCCAGAAGCUGGACCUGAAUGGAAAUGGAUAUUCGGGUGUUUUGGGAUGUCAGAAAAGCUUUCAGAGAGGGAUUUCUGGAGGAGGACAUGGUGGCAGAAAACAGAGUAUGACUCUGGACGACAUUGCAAAAGGAAUUCGAGAAAAAGAGUACAAACGGAUUGUGGUGAUAGCUGGAGCAGGGAUUAGUACUCCAAGUGGAAUUCCAGAUUUCAGAUCACCCGGAAGUGGCCUUUAUGACAACCUCCAAAAGUACAACCUCCCCUAUGCCGAGGCCAUAUUUGCGAUUAACUAUUUCCAUCACAACCCUAAACCUUUCUUUGCCUUGGCUAAAGAGUUGUAUCCUGGUAAUUAUCGUCCCUGUCUGACACACUAUUUCAUCCGGCUGCUUCAUGACAAAGGCCAGCUGCUCAGGAUGUACACGCAAAACAUCGAUGGACUUGAGAGAAUGGCAGGAAUACCAGAUAAAAAGUUAGUUGAAGCACACGGUACAUUUGCGACAGCCACAUGCACCCUUUGUCGUCGAAAAUACCAAGGAGAAGACCUGCAUAAUGAUAUAAUGGAAGGAACCGUGCCUCACUGCUCUUAUUGUAAAGGAAUCAUUAAGCCUGACAUUGUGUUUUUCGGUGAAGAGCUGCCGCAGCAAUUUUUCCUCUACCUCACCGACUUCCCCAUGGCAGACCUGCUGAUUGUAAUGGGUACAUCUUUAGAGGUGGAGCCAUUUGCCAGUUUAUCCGGAGCCGUGAGAAGUUCCGUGUCUCGCCUCCUUAUUAAUCGUGAACUAGUGGGACCCUUUGCGUGGGGCUCUUCACGGCAGAGUGACGUGGCAGAGCUGGGUGAUGUAGUUAGCGGCGUGAGGAAACUCGCAGAUGCUUUGGGAUGGAUGCCUGAGCUGGAGGCUCUUAUGGCUGACGAUCGUCAGAAGGCUUCAAAGAAGAGAGAGGAAUGACUGUCCAGAGAUGAGACACCAGCUUCAUUUCUUGCAUCUUCUCAGUUAUUUUGUGGCUGUGAUGUCUUGGCUCGUCACCCGUAGCACUUAAACAAACUUGAUGGAGUUGAACUGUGAUGAAGACAGCACCUGGAGGCUCAGCUCACUACAUUAGUCUUUCUUUGUAGCUUUAAUUGUUGUUUUAAAGCCUCCGAGUUAAUGGGGAAUUAAAAUGUUUAAACAUGACAUUAAGUUCAGGUGAUUUAAAAUAAUUAUUCCUACUUUUCAUUAUUAAAGUUUUGAAAGGUG
Messenger RNA from Silurus meridionalis, 1508 nucleotides. RefSeq names its product sirtuin 3 (gene sirt3). Gene Ontology annotation, molecular function: NAD+ binding. Bases 144 to 1220 code for a protein of 358 amino acids. NCBI's taxonomy places the organism in Eukaryota, Metazoa, Chordata, Actinopteri, Siluriformes, Siluridae. The record is from RefSeq and is a predicted model, not a curated record. The transcript is spliced from 8 exons.